This is a messenger RNA of Rotaria sp. Silwood2, 537 nucleotides long. The record is from the annotation of a GenBank genome assembly. Lineage: Eukaryota; Metazoa; Rotifera; Eurotatoria; Philodinida; Philodinidae.
AUGGCUUAUCAUUCUUCAUUUGCCAAUAGCAAAUUUCGUUUAGGAAAUAUGGCACUACUUCCUAUUCGAACACGUUAUAGUGGCCCGGCUCCAACGGAAACCUCUACUGAGAACGAAGAUAUAAUUGAUGAAGCAAUAAAAUAUUUUCGAGCUAAUAUAUUCUUUCGUAAUUAUGAUAUUAAACAUGAUGCCGAUCGAACAUUAAUCUAUUUAACAUUGUAUAUCACUGAAUGUUUGCGACGUCUUCAAAAAUGUCAAUCACGUGUUCAAGCACAAAAAGAAUUAGCAUCAUUAGCUAUUUCAACUUUUCCAAUUCCGGGCGAUGCAGAUUUUCCACUAAAUGGCAUGUUUGUUAAACCAUCAAGUGGUGAAGUUGAAAAAAUGAAACAGUAUCUUGAACAAUUACGUAAAGAAUGUAGUGAUCGUAUGGUUGAUCGAGUCAUCGAUCCAGACACAGAUAAGCCGUCCAAAUGGUGGCUUUGUUUUGUUCGCCGUCGUUUUAUGGAUAAAAGCUUACUAAAUAUUGGAUCAUUAUAA